AUGUUAUGUGCUUUUGCAUGUAACCAACAACCAUCCUGUCAUGCAUUUGACUAUGAUUCGGCUUCUAAACGCUGUCGACUUUUCGAAGGUGAUCUUACAACUGGUUCUAUUGUAUCAUCUACUUCUGCAACAUCAAUUGUCGGUAUUGUCGAACUUUUUCCAUCAUUAUUUGUUAAAACACAUAAUCAAUCUUGUGAAACAUGUCAAGAUAGUCGAUAUGAAAUAUGUUCAACAACUACAAAUACAUGUCAAUGUCGAUCGAAUUCAUAUUGGGAUGGUUCAAUUUGUGCAUUACAACUUUUCACUAAUGAUACAUGUUCUCAAAUCGAUUCUUGUCGAAAAGAUCAAAAUCUCACUUGUGUCACAGAUUCCCUUGUCAAGACGACUACUACCACAAAUACAACUUCGACAACAACAACUUCGACAACAACAACAACUUCAACAGCAACAACUUCGACAGCAAUAAUAACAACAAUUACUUCGACAGCAACAACUUCGACAGCAACAACAACAACUUCAACAACAACUUCGACAUCAACGACUUCGACCAAGACCACUACUACAACAACAACUUCGACAACAACUAUUACUUAUACUUUACCAUCAACAUGUCCAGUCUCGAUCUCUGCAAAUCAAACGUUGGCUAGUUUUACUGGUCUAUCUGCGAAUAGUUACAGCAAUUACACGCUUACAUUUACUGCUAUAUCAUCACCUAGGACCACGCUUGGAUUUGCUGUCGCAGCAAAUAACAAUAAUGGCUGGUUUCUCGACAAUGUAUCUGUGCGCGAAUUAGGUGGCAGCAACAAUACUCAACUGGUAACAAACGGUGAUUUCUCGGGCAACUUAACUGGUUGGACACUGUUAUGUUCAAUGAGCUGUUCUACAGCGUCAACACAAGGUAACUCUUUAGUAAUAUUAACUGGUUGUCCCUCGGGCUCUAUAGCACCAUGCUAUUAUGCUGAAUGUAAGUCGCCGACAUAUGUCUAUCUAAUGCAAUCUUUAGCAACAACUAUGGGUACCAUUUAUAACCUUUCAUUUUCAAUAGCUUCAUCGUCUUCAAACAGCGAUAAUCUGUUCGUCUUCAUCGUCUAA
Adineta steineri is the source of this 1092-nucleotide messenger RNA. Lineage: Eukaryota; Metazoa; Rotifera; Eurotatoria; Adinetida; Adinetidae. The record is from the annotation of a GenBank genome assembly.